CCAAAAGCGACCAUCGCGGGAGGCGGAAGAGGGGCGACGGAGGGAAGGUCUGCUUUGGGAAGACCCUCAAAAACGUCGACCCAAAGCCCACCUCUCCCUGAAAGAUAGACGAUGUUCAGGUGGGAUCCACGCUGACCAUUUAUAGCAGUUCGAAACUAGGCUAGGCAACAAGCGCCCACGACUGUGCGCAAAAGCAAGCCGUGAAUGCGCGUCAGUGUUCUGUGCCUCGGGGUCUCAAGCUGGUUCCAGGAUUUAUUCUGCAAUCAUUUCUGCCAUGUCGCUUUGAAACUGUACUAAACUGUAUACAGUGGAGAUGGGGGCCCAGGCUGUCCCUUUCGGAGCCAUCGCCCUUUUAAGGGGGAGCUUGAAACCGCGCCUGGGCUCCAUGUUUGUAUCAGAAACCGUGAAGAGGGAACUCCAUGUUGUAACAAAGUUUCCUUCGCCGCUGUCUUUUUUUUUCUUCCCCCCUCCCUUUUUUAUUUUGGUCCCCCCUCUCCCCCGCCCCGUUCUUCCUCCCCUUCCCCCCUUUGUUAGCCCCCCUCUCCCCCUCCCCCCGACCAUCAUUGCGACCCAAAUCUGCGAACUCUUGGGGGGAAAGGACCCCCCAAAGCAUCGGCGGCGCUGGGAGGAGGACUGGCGGAGAAGGACCCGGAGGAGGGGCGCCCCCGGGACUCCCGGGCUCAUGGACCCCGCCGCCAUCAUCACCCAGGUCAGGCAGGAGGAGCUGCUGCACUCGCCCCUGAGGGAGAAAGGAGCUCAACACCCAUCACCUUCUAAGAAGCCCAGGAAUCGCAGCAUCUUCCAGUCCCUGUUUUGUUGCCUUUGCCGUGACAACUCGGAGCCCAUCCCUGUCAACAACAAUGCCCCAUUGCUGGUGGAGGAAAAUGGGUCGGUGACCAAGGCUACUGUCAGAUACCUGCUGCCAGAAAUCAAGCCUCAGGAUGCCAACAAGAUCUGUGUGGUCAUUGACUUGGAUGAGACAUUGGUACAUAGUUCCUUUAAGCCAGUGAACAAUGCAGAUUUCAUCAUCCCUGUGGAGAUUGAUGGGGUCAUGCACCAGGUGUAUGUACUAAAGCGACCCCAUGUGGAUGAAUUCCUGCGGCGGAUGGGCGAGCUCUUUGAAUGUGUGCUCUUCACUGCUAGUCUAGCAAAGUAUGCCGAUCCUGUGGCUGACCUGCUGGACAAGUGGGGGGCUUUUCGGUACCGUCUCUUCCGCGAGUCUUGUGUCUUCCACCGUGGCAACUACGUCAAGGAUCUCAGCCGCCUUGGACGAGACCUGACACGGAUCAUCAUAGUGGACAAUUCCCCUGCUUCCUAUGUCUUCCACCCUGAUAAUGCUGUGCCUGUGGCUUCGUGGUUCGACAACAUGGCUGACAUGGAGCUUCUUGACCUGUUGCCAUUCUUUGAGAGACUGAGCAAAGUGGACGACGUGUAUACAGUGCUAAAGCAGCACCGGACUAGCAGCUAGUGACUGCAGGGAGAGGGGCUUUGGGCGGGGGCGGAGGGGUGCGUGCCCAUCUCCGCUGCUUUUUUCUUUGGAGCAGGGCAGCCUGUUCCCCCCCAGCCUACCCCCUUGGCAGCCUCGGCAAGCAGUGCAAGCACAGGAAACCCUGCAGGGGACAGCAGAGAGCACUUGUUUCAUGGGCCACCAGGACAAGGCUCCUCAAGGUCUAAGUGUGACCUUGAGGAAAAAUCCUCAGUGCAGUGUUUUAAUGGUUACCCCUUCCCCUUCCUAUUAUGGGCUGUGGGAGCCAAGACCUCGGCCCAGUUUCCCCCUUUGUAUCACGUGGGACCAAAAAAGUGGUCUUUCCCCCUCCAACCAAGGUGGACAUCAGAACUGUGCCUCACUCCCCGUUCCACAGGUUGGGGAUACUGCACACAGGUGCAGGAAAGGUACCCACUACAUCUUAUCAUUAUUCUCUUCUCCUUCUUGCUUCUUUAUAGGUGUUGUCCUAGACUUCUUGAAGGGGAGCUAUAGAGGGUUAUUGAUUGACUAGAUUAAGACCACAUAUCCAAGAGAACUUGGAGGCAGCAGAACUCAUUCAAGGACAUAGAGGAAGAGGAUUGAAUGUUUAGAGGGACUUAGCUGCACCUAUAAAGGAGACCUAUUUCUGCUUCAUAAAAAGGCUCACCUGAUGGUUUGGGCCUGAAGUUUGAGGGUUGUAUCUUCCUCAAACUGAAGCUUAAUUCGUAAAGCUGUCUACAGCUAUUAUAAAUCAGUUGUUUCUCUUGGGAUAUAUGCAGUGUAUUGUUCUUCCUUGAAAUAUUUCCUUUUAUAGAGGAAGUUUUCAUAACCAUUCCCAACUGGGAAUCCCAACUGGUGGGAGAUCUAGAAUUUUACCUAGUUUUCUGUCACUAGCAGAGCACAGGAGAUAUUCCAGCAGGAGAAGGGAGGCUGGUUCCAUUGUUUACCAAGAAGCAAGAUUGUCUGUUUGCCAGAUUGUGCUUGGAGGAUGCCUUCAGAAGUAGAAGAAUGGUCAGUCUAGUGGUUAAAACACUCUAGACAGAGACCUUAGACAGCUCAGUCUCAGCUUUCCAGCUAACUGGAGGCAAAGACCUAAGCUGGUUCUGUGAUUGGUUUAAGAAGGGACGGAUAGUUUGUGAUAUGAAACACUACUUAUGAGGAAGGAUAUGUUAGGGAUAAGGGAAUUAAGAUGGACCUGAGAUAGUUCUUGAGGUGGUUUGCAGCAGGCUUGAAAAUGGUUGAGAAGAAAGUCGGUACUGUUGGUAGUUCUAAUGAGGGAUGAUUGUAUCUAAUGCCGCACUGGGCAUCUUGUCACAGUCCAGAUAUUGUGUGACUGUUCUCAUGAAAAGCACAGUUAAUGUAGCUUUAUGCUGUCUUUGGCUCAUAGGAGUAUUGGAGGGCCAUAGAUUGACCACUCCAAAUCUAGAAUAACCAGCUUUGAUCUGGAAUAAAUUCUUAAAAGAGAAUUUAUUCUCUUUUAAUGAGACUGCCUUGUAGUACCCGCAGAUGUCACACUCUAAUUGUCCUUAUUGUACGCUUCCCCAUAUUUCAUGGCAGUCUUUAACUUCUUCUAUUACAGCCUCUCUCUGAGAUGUUUUCUUCAGUUUCCUUAACUCUGCCCUCCCGACAAGUGUGACCAGAAAUCAUGGGUGUCUGGGGCUGGACAGGAAGAGGGGUCUAGGGGGUGGUAGGAUUGGUUCUUCUGCUCAAGGAGGUUUUCCUGUUAUGCUGUUGUGCCUUCAAAACCCCACUAUCGUCCUGCUUGGAUUGGAUACAGAACCUGAAAAGCAACUGUUGCUUAAGGGAUGUAAUUAAAACUCUGGAUUUAUGGGAUAUGUGGGGAAAACGUGCCUUUUAAAGAGCUGGUCAAUCUCUUGGUGCCAUUGAUAGAGGGUGGAUGUUGUGUGGGUGGGUGGUGUUGAUGGAUGAGGACUAGCUUUGAAAAUAGUCCAGCUGCUUCAGGGUCCCAAAAUCAAGACGGCUGUUCAUUGGCUAACCAAGUUUCUUCCCCACCUCCCUCUUAAAAGAACCUUGAGUCAGUAUAGAUGUGUCUUGGUCUUCAGCCCAGUCCCUUCUAUAAACUAUGGAUGUUGCCUUGGAUUUCUCUCCAGUGCCACCUUGAACACCUUGCAUUUGCCUUACAAUGUGUCUUUGAUUUUUUAUAUAUACAAAGUCCUUGUGCCUUUUACUCUUGUUCUUGGCUGUUUAGUUAAAAGAAUGUGAUGCCACAGAUCUUUAGAGCCUUAGCCGAUGUCCGGUGGGAAUGUUUCAGGAAUGUGGCAGCCAUUGGCUCUCAGCAGAGGCUUGUUCAGUGGUUGGUGAACGAACGCAGAGCACAAAAAGGGCCACACUGAAUCUUGCCACAAGGGAUCAAUUGAGUUGGCCUUUAUGGCACAGAACAGUGUGACAUUUAAACCUUACUAAUUGACUGUUGCAAUGCAUCAGGAAUAGUUGAAGUACUUCAUGGCUGCCGGACUCGACAUAACCACGCAGGUCCAUUUAGAAUAAUAGUCUAUGUCUCUUACUAUGGAUUGAAAUCUCUUUUAUGGGGAUUACAUUCUCUCACAGCUACUGCUGGAUCUAUCCUUAAUGACUGUAUAGUGCCUAGUUUUUAAAAUAUAUCAAGAUCCUUUGAUAAUGAGAACUGCAGGUGACUCGUGAUUCUUUUUAAACGAUUGUUUUAAAAAUAUUUAAAUACUGUGUUUUUAAAAAUACUUUUCGAUGGAACAGUAAAACCAACAUUGCCCCCCUCCCUUUUUUAAAAUCUCCAGAAUUCCUCUCAAUUUCAAAUUCCAAGCAUUGCUGAGGGAGAAAGAGGGAAAAUAAUGGAAAAGUCACCAAGAGAGAAAGUAAAAAGGUUUUUAGAAAACUUCUUCCAUUUUUUUAAUCUUUCCUGGCAUAUCUAGGGCAUUUGUUGCUAGAUAGAUAUAUGGAAAAAUCCAUAGUCAUUCUUAGGAAUUGAGUCUUUGCAAAUUUCUCUGAAAUUUUCAGAUUUGCACCUUCUGGACUGAUGUGUAGAACCACAGCAUAGCUCGCCAAUGAAUUUUUCAUUUCUCUGAAUGUUGUGACAUAUUUCUUAACAGUUUAAUCAUAUCAAAAUAUACAUUUAAAUAUGUAUUUUCAAAUAGCUUUAAAAAUCACUGUCAAGCAGAUAUGGAUUACAAGUAAGGAUAAAAAUAUGUUAAAACAACAUAGAGUGUAAAUAGUCCCUUGGUCUCUUCAUAGUAUUUUUUUAAUCUAGUCAAUAUCAUUGACAAAUUCAAUCAAACUACAGAGUCUUUUGUGGCACCUUAAAAACUAACUUACUGUACAUGCUGUUGCUGCAGCACACUGAGCAACAAUUAUGGGGAUGGGCAAAUUUGUCAGCAGUCCUUUGCACAUUUAUCUGUUAGAAAGUUCUUUGGACUUAUCUCAGAGUAAAUGUACACUGGAUUAUUCUGAAUGUAUCUCUUGCAUUCUUUGGCCAAUUGUCUACCUUUCAACCAUCAGUAUCCACCCAGGCCAGGUGUGUGCCAUUUCAAAUACAUCAGCUCCUACCUGGUGCUCCAUAUGUUUUGUACCAAGGUGCAAGAGGUAACUGUUGGUUCCCUGCACAGAAUAUCCAAGGAUUGCUCCAUCCCGGCAGCACAGAGAAGCCCUUUCCAUAGACCCGUGGUUCUCAACCUGUGGGUCCCCAAGUGUUUUGGCCUAUAACUCUCAGAAAUCCCAGCCAGUUUACCAGCUGUUAGGAUUUCAGAGAGCUGAAAGCCAAAACAUCUGGGGACCCACAGGUUGAGAACCACUGGCAUAAAAGUUGCAAAUCAUAGGUAAUCCACUCUAGCUUCCAACCAACAAAUUGCUCUGUUUUUGAGAUUCCUCCAGACAAGCCUUCUGUUUGAGAGAGUUCUUUUAAAAAAUUUACAGAAUGCACAAAGAAGAUUUUCUAACUGGGUGUAUUUUAAAUAAAUGAUGUAUAAUGUGUAUAUAUUUUAAGUAAAAAAAAUGGGGUGGGAGGAACCAAUGGGAUGGGUGGACAAAGCUGUAUUUUUAACAAUGUUCCUGGGAGAUGGUUUACUAUUUUUUUGUGCGUGUGUGGCUGAUUUUCAUUAUUCCUGGUAUAAAAAAUGUGAUGGAAAUGAUUUUGCCUUUUGAGUUGACACCACCUUUGGAAGGUGGGCGUGUUUCCCUUUACCAAAUGACCGCUGUUUCCCCAAAACCCGUGAAUCAUACAUCCACUGAGGCAAAGGAAUUAAGUGUCCCAUGUGAUAUUCACUAGCCUUAGAUUAAAUAACUUAGUUUACCAAUGAUUGAAAAUUAGACACCAUGAAACAUUUUAAUUUUUCUGCAUCAGAUAAUGGGAUGCCAAGAGCUGCUCUUUCCUUUUCCUUCAUGUCUCAAUUUCACUAUUUCUGUCCACCCAUCCCUUCUCUCCCAUUUCCAAUUCUCAGUGGAUGUUUGGAGCAGCCCAGUUUGGUGUGUGCCAUCUGAAAUCCCACCUGAUUCACCAUAUAUUUUGUAUCAUACUUUUAUCAAAUCAAUCAAUUAAUCCAUCACUUUCUUUAUGCCCUACUCCCCCCCCCCCCCAAAGGCUGGGUCUCAGUCCUCAGGAGUAAUAUUUGCUAAGCAAAAGCAAGUCAAACCCAUCCUUAGAAGAGAGCCGUUCUCUCUCAGAGAGAGAUGGUUUUCCCAUCUUCAUCAAAAUACCCUUUCCCUUAUUUCAUUUUGUAAUAAAUCAUAGUGAGAUAAGGAGUGCAAAUUCAGUGCUGGCAACCAAAUCUGAAUUCUCUCACACAGUAUUGAAAAACUCAGCACUUUAUUGGAACGAUCCGUGCUGACAACAACCCUCUCAGUGCCAACUUGAAAGUGCUGUAAGUUUUCAACUAGACAUGCCAAUGAAAACGCAACUCAAUGCUUACAACAUUGCCUUUCUGCGUUUUGGGAAGGCAGAGGAAGGCAACACUUGAGAUUCUCCUGCCACAAGCCUCUUAUGAAGGUUACCAGCCUGUAAUGCCUCGUUUCUCCCCAGCAGUUGUAUAUGGAGAAGGAGUUGUUCCCCUCUGGUUUCUGUAUAAACUUUUGCUGUGUAUUUGUUGACCACACGCUGAUCUUUAACUGUGGAAGAGAGGGGAGGGGGGAUAAUCACAGAUUAAAAGUGCCUUCUCAUGUGAUUCAAACUGUAAAAAUAAUCUUUAAAGAAAAACAGUACAAACAGUA
This is a messenger RNA of Anolis carolinensis (green anole), 6658 nucleotides long. RefSeq names its product CTD small phosphatase 1 (gene ctdsp1). The transcript is spliced from 7 exons. Bases 314 to 1468 code for a protein of 384 amino acids. NCBI's taxonomy places the organism in Eukaryota, Metazoa, Chordata, Lepidosauria, Squamata, Anolidae. The record is from RefSeq and is a predicted model, not a curated record. Gene Ontology annotation, molecular function: RNA polymerase II CTD heptapeptide repeat phosphatase activity.